AAGAAAUCAUCCCUCGCGCGCACGUGGCGCUGAACCACCCGCCGAGAUAAUCGUCGAACGGAACGGAAGGGAGAAAACGGAGAGAGGCGGCGGAGCGCGAGGCUUACGGAAUUGGGAGUCAGCGCUCGAUGGAUCCGCCCGAAAUCUCACGAAUCUCGGGAAUCCGCGAAUCUCACUUGCGCGAGCUCUCGUAAAGUUAGAGCGCUCUCGCACGGUGGCUGAGGGGUGACCUCGGAAGGGGAGAAAAAGCGCGUCGGGGGGGUCACCGACGGUAACUGGGACACCGCGGACCGACGCGAUCCUAGUUCCGGGGACAGCGCGUCCCUUAAUCUUCUCGGUGCUGAACACGCGUUGAAAACUGAAAGUCGGAAAAGACUCCCAAAGUACGAGGCGAGAGGAAAGAGAGAGAGAGAGAGAGAGAGAGAGAGAGAGAGAGAGAGAGAGAGAGAGAAAGGAGAAAGAAAAAAACGAUCGUUUCCCGAUCGGGCUUCUCGCCGUUAAUCGUCAUUACGCCUCACCCCUCCUCCCCCAGCCGAUUCACGUAGACGUUAAUAAAUGUAAGUAAUCGCACGCGGGGUCUUUUCAUCUCCCGUCGUUAAUCGUCUCGAAGCAGCGAAAGGAUUAAGCGCUAUUUCAAGGGGAAAAGCGCACAUUCAGCACCGUCCGACACGCCGGAAUAAUUUGGGGGGACCGAUUACUGUACCUGGUACAGUGAAACAUUUAAUACGUUCGAUAAGAGAAACAAGUGCGUACACACGCAAAAAAAAAAAAUAUAUAUAUAUAUACAUACGGGUACACACAGACACGCACACAAACGCGGAGUGCCGCGCGGAUCUAUAUUAGAUGUAUUACAUGUAUACAUGCAUACAUGUUAAAAGUCUAUUUAAAUACAUCGUAGAUACAAAUAUAUAAAUAUUAUACGUGUGUUAAACCUUUUCAUAGAGAUCUAAAUAACGACGUUGACAAAUUGCAUAGUAUAUUUACGCGAUUCUCGAUAAUCAAAUACUAUUGAUAGAUCGAACCGCGCGCGCGGAAAUCGUACACGUUCGAAAUUUAAUGCUCGGAAGAAGGGAAAGCUCCUGGAGAAUUAAGUUACUCGUGUCCUACGAGGCGGGACGUGAGGUUUUGGAGAGCGAGAGGAAGAAGGAGACACUUAAAAGUCCCGCUCCCUUGUACCGUGAGACUCGAGCGGUCGUAUGUGUUACACGUAGUAAGUACGAGUCGAAUACCUGAAAUACAAUCCUCGUCGGUCAACCGAUCGAAGAAACUGCCACGCAACAUUUGCCAAUUACAUAUUUACGGAAGGAGAGAGAGAGGGGAGGGGCUCUCUCCAUUUCUUCGUCAAUGCGCGCAAGUAUACUCGCGCGAGUCCACGGUGCUCAAUUAGACACAUAAGUACAAAGUACACGCGGGCGUGCAAAUUAUUUUUCUCCGACUGAGGUGUGCAUCUCUCCCUUAUACGUUAGUAAGUAAGAGCGUCAAGUCUGUCCAAAAAAAAAAAAAAAAAAAAAAAAAAGAAUAUGAAACAAUCCUCCCUCGCGUGAGAAAACCAACGCAGACGAUCCUCGAUCUACCUCAACGAUUGUCGGCUCAGCCCCACUUCCCUCAAAACGUAUUGUCCCCGACAAGGAAACAUCGAGGAACAAUCACUAUUGCGAAUCUCGUCCAACUGAAAGUCCUAGAACUUAAAAAGUCUCGCCAUCGACCUUCGAUUCUUAUCGUCGCAAUCUAUUCCGCACAAAUUAUCGAAGUCAAAGUUUCCCCCCCUCGAUCUCGAAAACUCGAGGGACUUUUUUUCGGCGGACGUACAAUUCCGUUGUUCUCGUUACCGCGACACGAGUGUUGGUCGGCGCCGAACAUGAGAAACGCCGAAUAAAUUUGUAAGAUGAUCGGUGUAAGCAGACGUGCAGCAGCCCCCGUGUGUUUCGAACUCACGAUCGUCGUUCGUUCAAUCCCCGAGCGUCUCGUCGGCCGAUAGAGAUAGAGGAUACUCGACGGUAACCGUUACACACGCCGAGUGUCUGUCUUCGGGGUCGAUUGAAUGCGGACGAUUAGGGCCUCUUCAAGCUCGGCGCACGCUGCAUCGUGCGUGAUCACGCGUUGUGCAAAUCGCUCGCAAACCAAGGGAAGUGAUAUGCUCGAUCUCACGCGGGUGCGCGGACGUGAUAAUGCUGGCGGCGAGAGAUGAGAUUGGAGCGCCAAGAGGAAGAGAAAGAGAGAAGAAACAGCUGCCAUACGGGACGAAGAGAAGGAGCCGCGCUAAGAAAGACGCACAGCCAUGUCAUGGGAGUCUAUCUCGUCCAGGGACUACCUCGGCGGAUCGGCGAGCCACCAGCUCUCGGCGACCGCGCUGCUGGGUAGCCCUGACGGAUCGAGACAUCCACUCGAUGUCUGCGAGUUCACCGAAGAGGAUUACCGACAUCAAAAUGGCAACGGUAAUAACAGUCAUUAUCAAAAUGGCAGGUCGGGCGCUAGUAUAUGGGAGUGUCUCAUAAGCUGCAGAAAACGGCUCGAUCAACAAUUAGCACGAAGAAGGGUAGAGCAAGGCUUGAAACUGUACCGGGCUCAUAAACAACAAGCCGCGGUUAGGAAAUGGAGAGGCGCCUUGAAGAGUAUUAGGCAUCGCGAGGAUAAAUUCGCUCUUCUCGGUUACUUGUAUCAAGCGUACAUGGAUUGGGGCAAAUACAGAGACAGCAUCGAAUUCGGUAACAAGCAAUUAUGCAUUUCGGAGGAGUUGGAUUCGCCGAAUAUGAGGGCAGAAGCGUAUUUAAACUUGGCCAGAGCUCACGAGAGAUUAGGCGCCCUGGAUAGAGCAUUAGAUUACGCUCGGCACAGCUUGUAUAACGAGUGCGAUCAGUGCGCGACUGCUGGAUUAGUUCACUUAACAGUAGGCAGAGUCCACUUAGAGCUAGCAGGAUUCUGUAAAGCCUUGGAAGCGUUUCAAAGAGCCCACAAAAUCGCCCACUCCAUUCAAGAUCCCUCCUUAGAACUGCAGGUGUACGUCGGUCUGUCGGAACUCUUCUGCAGAUUACAGGACGCGGACAAGAGUGCGAGAUACGCGGCGAGAGCUUACGAUCUCUCCAGAAGUUUACAACUGGGAGACCUGAAUUCGCGUCAUCACAGGGCGGCGUUAUUACAAAUGGCCGCGGCGCUCAGGAAGAAGGGCGAGCUUGGCGACGCUCACGAUUACUGCUCGGAGGCAACGCGAUUGUCGCUAGUUUCUGGCGACCAGGCCAGCUAUGCACGAAGCAUCCGUAUUAUGGGGGACAUUUACAGGAAGAAGUCGGAUAUAAAUAUGGACAUUUUGCAGAAAGCAUUCCGACAGUAUGAGAGCGCGAUGGGCUCGGCAGCCGCGACCGGCGAUCGACUGUGCCAGAUGGAAGCGAUGGACGGCGCGGCGAGAUGCCUGGAAGCUCUCAGGCUCCAACACAAGAUAUGUAACUGCAGACCCCUCGAGUUCAAUACUAGGCUUCUGGAGGUGGCGGGAUCGGUUGGCGCCAAGCUUCUAGUGCGAACAGUCAGGUCCAGAUUGUCGAAAAUUUAUGGGUCUCUGGGAGACGAAGAGCAAAAGGGACAUUAUGAGAGAUUGGCGAUCGCCAUGGAGGAAGAUUUGGAAUUACGAUGCGGAAGCUGCAACGAACCUUUCGGUCUGGAAGCUGAUUCCCUCGAAGCGUUACCUUGCUCUCAUAUAUUACACGCUCGAUGCGCAUACGACAUCUUGAAGAAACGUGACAAGAAGAAGAAACGUUUAUGCCCCGAUUGCCAUAAGUCUGUCAGUUCACGGCUGUACCUGCAUUGCGAAGAUCCUCACGGCAUGAAUACUCUAAAUCAUAGUUCCUUGAGCCUGGCGUCAUUGAGGGCCAGCAGCCUAGCAACACUUGAGGAUUGUCACGCGACGAGUAGCGUUUAAAAGACACGCGACGGAUUUCGUUUAUUUUAACGCAUCGGUAUCCAAUUAGAUAAUUUAAGGAAUCAUAAUGUGGAAGAUAAGAAAGCCAAAGGAAAGUAGUACGAUACAAAAAGAUUUAAUGGCAAUAAAACGUGCACGCCUCGAUCCAGA
Messenger RNA from Monomorium pharaonis (pharaoh ant), 4060 nucleotides. RefSeq names its product 43 kDa receptor-associated protein of the synapse homolog. Bases 2279 to 3910 code for a protein of 543 amino acids. Gene Ontology annotation, molecular function: protein-membrane adaptor activity; acetylcholine receptor binding. The record is from RefSeq and is a predicted model, not a curated record. Gene Ontology annotation, biological process: chemical synaptic transmission. NCBI's taxonomy places the organism in Eukaryota, Metazoa, Arthropoda, Insecta, Hymenoptera, Formicidae. Gene Ontology annotation, cellular component: synapse. The transcript has 10 exons.